Messenger RNA from Pocillopora meandrina, 1881 nucleotides. The record is from the annotation of a GenBank genome assembly. Lineage: Eukaryota; Metazoa; Cnidaria; Anthozoa; Scleractinia; Pocilloporidae.
AUGUUGUCACCAAGUUCCUCUGCAGUGAUACUUUGCCUCUUUGCUGUUAUUUUUCCAGUAAGUUUCUUUCAUUUCCAUUCUCCUCAACUGGAUUCAGACAACAAGUAUUUUUCUCACGUUCCAUAUUUAUUUCAUCUUUCCAUUUCGUAAACGUAAUCGCAGAGCAGCGGAAGUAGCAUGAAUGUAGGCUUUAGUAACUUAAAAAAGUUAAGCUAAAUCUCUGACCGCACUUAAUCUACUGAAGGGAAGCUUUUCAAGCAUUUCUGAUCUGUGACAAAGCAUGAAAAUUUCAGAAUUAUGAUGCUACUGAAGGUAAUUUACUUUGCUCAGGUAAUAUCUAGAGCACAGCCUUCGUGAGGAUAGUCACUCGGCUUACGCGCUUAAAGUUUCGUUUAAAUUUUGUUGGUCUUUUAGGUCAAGGGUGAUCAUCAUAUAGACGAACAUUCAGUGGAGUGUAAGGUGGGAAAUUCUGAUAUGUAAAUCUUUCUGUUAUCCAAAGAAAUCUCUCUUUAUCACCAUCCCCUUUCAAUUAGAGGUCUCAACGAUUGGUAAUUAUCCGCACGAAUUGGAAGACCUCCCUCUAAAUUAGCUGAGAGAAUCUGUUAUUGUAUCAUAGUUUGCUUUGAUCGCCUGCAGAAUGGUGUUUUGCUACAGUGAGAAGAGGUUACACGUUAAUGAACUUAGGGAAUGAAGGAUUUUUUAGAGCUAGACUGAGUUCUUUUUUUCGCAUUUACGCAAGUUAUCACAGGUUUGAAACUGUUAAAAUGAUAAAGUAAAAAAGAAUUAAAUCUUGACAGAAUAACACACCAGAAUUUGGGUUGUUAAUUUGUAAUAGUCUCCCUGGAUUAAAUAAUAAAUACCUAAACUGAGGUAUACACUGUACCUGCAUAAAGGUGGACGUCAAAGAGCCAAAUUUAAGUUUUUAGUUCACUUCCGGUUGAAAGAUAGAUAUCUUGUAUCUUGUCACGGGAGAAGCGAGAAGCGAGAGCUUCUGAUUCCGCCAUCCGUGGAUGUACCUCUGAACUACAGAGGCUCCACGGUGAGCCAGGCUACUGAGCACGAAGUUUAAAUGUGACAGGUGCCUGCAUAUUUCUAAUAUCAGCAAUUUCGCGAUCGAAAGCGUCAAGUUCUUAAAGGUGAUAAGAAAGCUCGGCUUUGAAAUUAUUCCAUUCAAUUUCUGUCCAUUACCAGGGAAAUUACUGUCCCAAGCCGAUGCCUGAUGUUUAUCAGAAACCAUUUCGCCCUAAGUCGUGCGUUGAUUACUAUGUACCAGGCAAAUCGACAUGUGGCAUUUACCGGCUUUUCGACGAGCAUGGCAACAGUUAUCCCGCCUACUGCGACUUCAAGUCUGAGCCAGGUACAGCAUGGACCCUGGUGAUGUCCUGGGCUAACAUCAAUCGUGGGCUUCCUGAGUUCAGACAAACUCCUUUCAAGUACGACGCUCCAAUCAACGAGAAUUCUCAUAACUGGUAUAUGUACCGCCAGAGUCUGAAGCGAAUAAGGUCCCUUGCAGCCCACUCAACUCACUGGCGAGCAACCUGCAACUACCCAAGCCAUGGUGUCGAUUUCACAGACUACGUCCGUGGUAACUUUAAGGACUUCGACAUUGUUAACUUCCUUGGGUCUGGAGUGUGCAAGAAGGUGGAACACGUGAAUAUCCGGGGACAUAUUGGCACUCAUCUUACAGCACGCUUCUGGCAGGUUAACGACACUUUCACCUUGCAUAUCGACAGCGGUAGUGGCGGCUGCGAUUUUGACCCAAGGGCUGGCUCGGUGUCGUCUGAAGACAACUUUGGGUUCUAUUUAGUUAUCAACCCUAAGUUCCGUUGCACCAAGAGAAAGUUCUCCACCACACAAUGGUGGUUCGGAGCUCAUCUCUAG